Zea mays is the source of this 1814-nucleotide messenger RNA. RefSeq lists its product as uncharacterized. The record is from RefSeq and is a predicted model, not a curated record. The transcript has 2 exons. The coding region runs from base 438 to 1433 and encodes 331 amino acids. Lineage: Eukaryota; Viridiplantae; Streptophyta; Magnoliopsida; Poales; Poaceae.
CCGCUUACCUCCUGCUUCUUAUCCUAGAAUGCAGCAGCCGUCUUCCUCAUCUUUGCAACAGCCACUAGCCCAAGCUCCAUAGCCGUCGUGCCUCCUCUGUUGCUUCUUCUGCUAUACAGAGCGCCUAUCUCCAAUUCUCCAUUUCCUACGUGCUGCAGGAGCUCGGUCUCUGCUCCAGCACGGUUUUCUUCUUCCCUGCUGCGCGCACUGCUCCCUAGAGCUCACCGCGCCCAGCCGUUCUUCCCUGCGCGCGCGUCUGCUCCCUGGCCGUCAAGUUCCUCUGCUAUGAGCUCGCCCUACUCCCAAAGCGCGUCUCUAGUUCCCUGCUCGCCUAGCUCGGAUUGAGCCGCGCGCCCAGCGCUCCCUCUGUCCGUUGCCAUAGCUCGGAACUUCCUGGUGCUCGCUCAGUCUGCUCGUCGAAUCUCCUCCGUGCUCCCAUGGCGCCCCGGCGUUUCUCCCAGCCGAGCACUUCUUCUUCCCACAACCGCGCCCUUGGUCCCCGCCAUGAAAUUCCCUGCAUGCUCCUCAAGUUCCCAGCGCCGGCCGUGCCUGGCCAGAUCUCCCUCCAGCUCGGCCCCGCCCUCUGCGUGUGCUCCUCCCUGCUCAGUUCUCCUGCGUGCCGCGCGCCCUUCGUUCCUGUCUCACGCGCGCUAGCCAGCCCAGAGCUUCCCUGCGCGCGCCUGGAUCUUCUCCCUCCCAGGCGUUCGGCUGUUCGAACCGCGUCCAGCCGAACGGCUCCUCCCACGCGUGCUCCUCCAUCCUCCUUGUGUCCCUGGUUCUUUCCCCUGCGCUCCCAACCGUCGAAGCUCCCUACACUCGCCCCUGACCUCCCAUGGCUGUAUGCCCCAUCUCAGCUUUGCCCUCUGUUCGGCGUGUUUGCCCCUGUAGAGCCCGCCCAGCCUCCAUUUUUUCCCAGCCUGGAUCUCCCUGCUCGCCUUGCUCCUCCGGCGCCGUGGUUUUCUGCUCGCUUGGCCGGCCAUGGUGGCUAUGCAUGCCUUCUGGCCGUGGAUGGUUCUGCCCAGGCCACCGUCGCGCCCAGAGAAAUGGUGCGCGUCCCUGCGCCUGGUUUUCGUUUCCGUCGCGCCGAUCUGUGCUCCGUCCUGGCCAUCUUCUCUGCCUCCGAUCUGUGGCGCCGUCGCAAGCUCGUUAGCCACUAUUGUCUUGUCCACGCCAGCACGCGUUCAUGGUCGCGUCGGCCAAAUUCACCAACGUUCUAUUACCAAUUCGACUAUCAUCGCUGUUGCGUGCGCUCGCGCUCUCUAUCCCCUGGUCGACCUCGUCGUCAGGCUUCGCCUUGCAGGUCGUCGUUCUUCGCUCAGCAAGGUUUCAUUCUAAGCGCCGCCCUUCAAGUUCGCGUCCUUGGCGGACUCGCACCUCCGUGUCGUGUCCGCUCGUCCAUGCUGUCGACCCGUGAGGACACAGGGUCUCGCUAGAGUCGCGCUGCCGUUGACGCAACGCAGGGUCUCGCUCUUUUUCGUGCUCGACCUUACAAGUCUCCAACUCGUCGACAUCCUUUGCAUCAUGGAAAAAUCCUGAGAGUUUGAAUAAAGCAACAAAUCCCAUGUGAUGCAACAUUUGCCAAGAGCUCGACCGGAUGUCUAAACUGAGAACCGUCGUCGCCCUCACGGUUAUCAAAUCGAUUCGAUCAUGGGGGACUACUCCGCAAGAUGAUGUUGAUGGUCGAACCUGAAGAUGGACAGACGAAAUGAGUAUCAGUACAAAAGAUGGUCGUCAAGCGGGCGUCGUCUAACAAACACUAACCUAGUGUUUCUUCCAGGCAAGCCCCGGUGCAUUCGCCACCUCCUUGUUGUUUU